AUGGCUGCCCCUCUUAGGUUCUACAUUCUCUUGUCUCUCACUCUCAUCUCUACUCACUUAACCACUAUCCAUGGAGUGUUCUCAGAACAAUCCCACAUCAUGUUACCCACAUAUCAUCACCACACAGAGAAAAUGACCCGUUUGCACUUCUUUUACCAUGAAACCCUAGAGCCCCAAAACCCCACUGUUGUGCAAAUUAUUGAUCCACCAAACAGUUCCAAAAAUGCGUUUGGAUCCACUUUCAUGAUGGACAGCAUUUUGACUGAAGGAAAAGAGCUAAGUUCAAAGCCUGUUGGAAGAGCUCAAGGGUUGUUUGGUUUGGCUUCAUUGGAGGACAGUGGAAUGGUGAUGCUGAUCAAUUUUGUUUUCACUGAGGGUGACUAUGCAGGUAGCACCCUUAGCCUUCUAGGGAGGAACCCUGUUCAGGACACAGUUAGAGAAAUUCCAAUAGUUGGAGGCACUGGUGUGUUCAGGUUUGCUAAGGGCUAUGCCAUUCUAAAGAGUCUUUGGGAUAUUUCCUCAGCCAAAGACUUUGUUGUGGAGUAUAAUAUCACUGUUUCUCAUCCCUAG
Messenger RNA from Gastrolobium bilobum, 570 nucleotides. Its product is annotated as dirigent protein 11-like. The transcript has a single exon. Bases 1 to 570 code for a protein of 189 amino acids. The record is from RefSeq and is a predicted model, not a curated record. NCBI's taxonomy places the organism in Eukaryota, Viridiplantae, Streptophyta, Magnoliopsida, Fabales, Fabaceae.